This is a messenger RNA of Pygocentrus nattereri (red-bellied piranha), 2566 nucleotides long. RefSeq lists its product as uncharacterized. NCBI's taxonomy places the organism in Eukaryota, Metazoa, Chordata, Actinopteri, Characiformes, Serrasalmidae. The transcript has 2 exons. The record is from RefSeq and is a predicted model, not a curated record. Bases 38 to 472 code for a protein of 144 amino acids.
GCGAGAAGCUUCAGAGGAAGAUCAUCUGCAAGGAACGAUGAAGCCUAAAUCUUUUCUUGAUGUGCAACUGCCACAGAUCGGCCUGUUUGUCGGCCUAGAGACAUUAAAUGAAGGCUGGAGUGGCAGCAGUGCAGGAUACCAGCGGCAGAUCGACACAGGAACUCCAGCACAGACUGCAGACCAUGAGGACUUGGUCGAAAGGAAGCAGACAAGGGAAGUGCACUUCGCCUUCUUACCAAAGAACUAUGUGCCUUUGGAAGAGAAUGACAGCAUACAGAGAGCAAAGGAGGAGAAGAAAGCAAAGAGGAAAGAGAAGUACAAGAAAUACAAAAAGAAUGUGGGGAAAGCUCUGCGCUACAGCUGGAAGUGUUUAAUGUUCGGACUUCAGAACUUCACCGUGGGCUACUCCACCCCACUCAGUGCGGCUGCCACGCUCGUCCCAGAAUUCAAAGCAGGACGUGCCAAGAGUUGAGAAGAUCAGAGCUCAUUCCUUUAGAAGCACAGCAGGCUGAUCUGCUCUGAAUGUUUCUGAUGGACCUUUCAGCAUCUCUCAGACUGUGCCUUUACACAGCCAUGUAAUGGGUUACUACUGACGACGGCACCUGCAUGAAUGCAAUUUUCUGUUUAUUCAUAUUAAUAAUAAAUGCAUUUUAUAGGCAGAUUGUGAUUGGACUGUGAAGUAUAGCACAUAAUAUCUGUUAUAUAGGCAACAAAAUUCUACUAUUAUUAAUAUUAAUUAUGCAGUUUUAUAUUUGUCAUAUUGAAAAAAGCAUGCAAUUGACUAUUCAAGUGUGUUUAUAAAAUUCACGUGAAUGAAAAUAUAUUACAUCAACAAAAUCUCAGCCAAAAGUAUGUAAACUGAAGGACAAAAUUUUGUCGGUGUGAUAUACUGCAUAAUAUGGACUAUAAAAGAACCUACAGUUUAUUUUUUUAAUCAUUUUAUUACUUUCAAAGGGAGUUUCAUCAUUUUUUUAUUCUAUAAAGAAAGUCAUUCAGAGUUGGUUUUAGAGGCAUCAAAUCCUUCAGACGUCUGGUUCCUAUCACCACGGCUGUGAGCAACUCUGACUCAACAAGUUUCUCUAGAACAGAGAUUUUACACCAAACGACUCUGAAAGACUUUGUUUAUAUCUUAAGCGUUUAAUUAUGUAGUAAUUUUGAAAAAUCUGUGAAUUUCCUCUUUAAUCAAAAAAAUGUUCUCGUUCUGAGAAAAAAAGGAAUGCGAAGUGAAAGAUGAUUGAAUGUUGUAUGUAUGUCUGUAGUGAAGGUUUAGCAUGUGGUCUACAUUUACAGAUAGGCUAAUCUGUUCAGGAGCUACAGGGAUUUAAAGACAGGACGGCUUUAGACAGGAAGAGAACAGAGAAAAACAGGAAGUGGCGCUGCAGGACUGGGUCAGUUUUUAUGAUCGGGUUGAGCUCUGGACUGAAUUCAUUCCCUUUUUUAAUAUAUGCACAUAGCUUAACCCUGUUAAAGGAAAUCUCUGGUGCUUUUGAAACUACUCUCUGUCUGACACGUCUGUAGUGUAUGGCUGAUUAUCAAUUCUGCUGUACAUACAAAAGAGCAGAAAAGCGGCUAACUCAGAAUACGCUUAUAAUAGAUGCCUUUGGAAAGCAUCUGCUCAUUGGCUUUUAUGACAAGUGUGACUUAAAUGGGAAACACAUUUAGAAAUGUAACCAUGACUACAUCUGUUGUAAACAUGCCUACUUACCAUGCCUCCUGCAGUGAUAUCCUGGAAACUCAAGAGCAAGAUUUUUUCCGGUUUUUAGUUUCAGUUUGAAGAUGCAUCUUCAAAAACUUUGAAAAACUACAAGCAUGACAUCUGCAUUUAUUUGUCCGUCAGCACAUUUAUUUGUACAUCAGCAGCUAUGACGAUGAGCUAUGAACCAGUCGGGUUUCUUUGUCACCAAGAGGGGGGAUUAUCAACUGUUGUAGGACGCACUUGCAUAGUGCAUGUUAGGUACUGUAGUAAUAAAAAAAAUAAUAUUUUUUUUGCGAUGUCAUGAAAACCAACAAAUCUACACAUUCAGCCCAGAGCAGCUUAGCCUACUCAUGUUGAAGUUAUGAGGUGUUUUUUUUUUUCAAAUUAUGGCUGUUUUUUGAAUGAGCUACAGCCUCUUAGAACAGAGCCCCUUUAAACGUAUAUGUCUUAAAAGCAAAGUAACAAAAACAGCCUGUUUCAUUUGAGUUUAACAUAUUGGGAAAAAAUAAAACCUAAAAUGUUCCACAGCUUAUGCACAGGCAUUUCAUGUUUAAGUUCUGUUUCUAGUAUUAAAUAAACAGUGAUCGUGCAUUAAAGUGUGUGUAUAGAGGAUGAGUAGACUUGCAUUUGGCCAACACUGCCGCAUCACCAUGUCUGUGACACAUGUAGUUUGCACCUGAAAGACAACUGACCAAAGUUAACAUAGUUUCACUAUAAAUGAUUUGUAAUCAGAAGAACUACAUCUACUGUAUUAUAAUGAUGAUCAAUGUAUUUGUAAGACAAAGCAUUCAGUAUGUGUUCAGACAACACUGAAGAACUGAGGAAUGUUGGUUUGUUCUACUUAAUAAAAUGUUUUUUACCCAUCAAAAA